This is a messenger RNA of Brassica rapa (field mustard), 17630 nucleotides long. Its product is annotated as B-box zinc finger protein 21. NCBI's taxonomy places the organism in Eukaryota, Viridiplantae, Streptophyta, Magnoliopsida, Brassicales, Brassicaceae. Gene Ontology annotation, cellular component: nucleus. Gene Ontology annotation, molecular function: zinc ion binding. The record is from RefSeq and is a predicted model, not a curated record. Gene Ontology annotation, biological process: regulation of DNA-templated transcription; photomorphogenesis.
UAAAAAUGUACUUUAUAUCUAUGUUAAUAUCAUGUAAACUUAAUUUUAUAACAUAUAAAAUAUAAAAAGUGUUUGUCUCGAUUAAUAAAAUUUAUUUAAGUAUUUGUAUCAAUUUAGUUACAUACGUAAUAGUUACUAAUUUUUUUAUUAUUCAAUAUAUAUUUGUUAUUUUUUAAUAUGUAAAAAAUAUAUAAUACUUAAAAAUAAUUUAUAUAUCAUAUUCAUCCCGCCCAAGGGGCGGGUCUUAACCUGAUAUUAGAUUAUUCAUACAUAAUAUCAGCACUAUCAGGUCACGAGUGACUUUUGACUUCUCAAUUCUUUGUAGCUAGAUUUGAUCAAAUCUUGGUUAUCAACAGGCCAAUUAAUACCCAACCAAUUUCACAGUAUAAAUUCUUACCAGUACCAUCACUAAUAUACAUAUAAACUUACAGUAAUAUACUUGAAGAGGAUCAUUGAGUACUUGAGUAUAUAUUUUUUCUUUUUAUGAUAACAAAGUUACGUGUAGCCCGACCAAUUAGACAUUGUAAUUCCAAAAUACUCAAAAUAUAAGAACUAAAGUUAAAAAGAAUUUCGAGAUGCGAUUAGUUGUAAGAGCACCUCCAAUGGGAAGUUCUACCCAUUAGAGUUCUAAAGAUUCAUAUGUGUGUAAGUAUAUGUUGUAUAUGUGUAUGUAUGUGUACGAUCCAUUAUUUUGUGGAGAACUCCACUUUUAAGGUUCUAAAAGCUUUGUUUUAAGAAUUUUAAGGGUGGAAUUCUCCACAAAUAAUAGACCCACAUAUACAUACACAUAUAUAAUAUAUAUUUAUACACAUAUAAAUAUUUAAAACUCCAAUGGAUAGAACUUCCAUUGGAGGUGCUCUAAGAACCUACAACAUGAAACGAACAACAUUUGUUCGCAUGUCACAGUCAAAAGUAAGUCACAGAAACUUAAGACAACAAAACGAAACAACAUUUGACCGUAGAUCUCAGCAUAGGUGACAUCAACAUGCAAAUGAAUAUGGCAAAAUCAUUUUAUUUUAUUUUAUUUUGUUGAGAAAAUAUAUGACAUGAUUUUAUUUAAAUACUUAAACUUGCUGAUGACCAAUAAUAUAUAAUUAUAUACCUGGUUGAUAUUUCAUAAUAUAAUUUCUUUUAGCAAAUUUUUUUUGUUUAAAAAUAUAAGUAAUUUUCAUAUUUCAAUACAACUUUUGUGCUAUUAGAUAUUAUAUAACCAAUUAAAUUAUGCAUUUUUAUUUAAUAAAUUAUAUCUAAUUAAAUAUUAAGCUAUAUAUUUUGAAAUAUAACAACUUUUUUAAUUGUUGUGAUUUUAGCCAAAACAACUAACUUUAUGAAACAACGAGAUCAUUUGUUACCAGCAAAAAUAAAAUAACUGAUCGUAUUUAGGGGCCCGAGACAUGAGUCUUCUGUAUUUUAAAAUUUCUUGUUGACUAAAUCACUAUUUUGUCUUUAUUUGUCAAUGUUAUAUAUACUGUAACUUAAUUUAAUAGAAAACCAAAGAGCUUCCUAACUUUGAUGGCUCGGGAUCUCCAUGAUUAAACUAGUUGCCUAAUGUCCCUUUUGUCUUUUUCUUUACUUUAUUCUUCCUUUGUUCUUUUUUUCUUUCUCAUUUAUAUUUUUGAUCUUAUCGUUUUGAUAAAACUGACGGGAUUAGUAGCUCGCACUAGUUUUUUGGCUGAUGAUUUGUAAAGAGACGUACAUACUUCGUGGGAUUGAAGACGUUAUGAUUUUCAAUUAACUGUAUAAGCUAGAUUGUUAAAUACCUAAUGUCCAAAAAACAAAUUAAACAAGCGAUAAAUGUGCAUCGACUAAAGUAAUUGAAAAUAUAUGUAAAUAAGCUGCUAACUCAUUCACGUCCUUUGGUAUAAAUGUUUUCAAGUUAUAUUUUAGGAUCCACCAGCAAUGAAAUUGCUAUAUGUAGUUAUGCGUAGGAAAUGAGGUUGUACAACAUGUCCAAAUGAUUAACAAUGUCAUCCAACACUCUUUUUCUUUCCAAACACCACACAAAAUCAUCAUAUUUUAAAAAGGAUGUACUGAAUGUGCUAUUUAUAGUUUUUUUCGAAAUGUGUUUUCCGGAGACUCAAGCUUUCCACCGUAGCACCAUACAUGUUUUGAAGUUUAAGUAAUGCUGAUGAAUAAACACCACAGCUUACUUGGCCGUAUAUCUUGAGACGAAAACUGAUGUUUAUCAUAGAAUUGUGUGCACUGGCAUUGUGAAAGCCAGUUCAAAAAAAAAAUUGUGUGCAUUGCCAUGCUUAUGAGGGAUGGUAUAUAUGAGAUUGUUAUUUUGUAGCCGAAUUGUAAUACAAGAUGUUACUAUUAUAUUUUCAAUAAAAGAACGAUUUUAUCACCUCCAACAAGCCAGGCAGAGAGUGGAGAAGGAGCAAAGGUCAUCUUAGGAAAAAUUCAACAAUAAAGAUUAGCUCCAAUUAUUAUUGUGUUGUUGUCUUUCACUCUCGAGCCUUGUGCUCACCUUUCUUCUCGCUGCAUCUUUCUCCUCUCUGUUACAUAUAUAGUAUAUACUAGUCAAUCAUUGUUCUCAGUUCUCACUAACAGUAUUUUCCCCACAAAUAAUUUAUUGAUAUGCAAAUAAAGAGAAAAUGUGUUUGGCAACAUGAUGGAGACCAAUCAUGUGUUUUGAUUUUUUUUCUGCAUUGGUUGUUUAUUAAUAAUCUAUUUAAUAAUUUAUUUAGACAAAUUUGUUCAUAAAAAAUGAUUUAAAACAUAUAUUAUUUAUUUAUAUAUUAACAUAUAUUAUUUAUUUAUAUAUUAUAUUCUAUAAAAACUUUCCGUGAAUAUUAUAAUAUAUUAUUUAGUUUACAUAUUAAAAUUAUUAUAAACAAAUUUAUAUGUCUAAAAUAUUUUUUCAAACCAAGUACUAUUUUUGAAUUGUUAUAUUUCAAUAAAUUGAUUAAAAAGGUUUAAAAGUCGAAGUAACUGUUCAAUGAUACUCAAUUGAAGUUUUUAUUUUUUUCCAACAAAUAUAGUAAAACGCAUUCAUCUGUUUCUAUUUUCUAUAUAACUAAAACUUGUACUUUUAAGUAUUAUCUUAAAAUAUUUUGAACCUUUUUAACACUUAGUCUACCCUGGAGAAUAUGAUUUGAAACCUAAAAAUUAAACCAGAACAUAAAUAAAAAAGAACGAAACUGAAACUAGAAAAAAUUUUACAAAAACCCGAACAUGUACUAUUUCUUUAAAUCUGAAAAUAAAAAACCGAACCAAAAUUGAAUGGAUAAAUAUUCAAAUAUAAUAAAAUACUAAUUAUUUUUAAUUUAAAAAUAGCUAUACUUUAUAAUUUAUAAAUAAAAAAAUUAUUCAAAAAACUGACCUACUUGAAUAUUUUCAGUUUUAAGGGUUUUAUCUAGGAUUUUCACAAGUUUUUUUAAUUUCAUUUUUUUUUCUUUUAACUCGAGGUAAAUCGGAAUCAUUUUUAAUUCAGUUAUAUUUUAGGUUUUAUAAAAAAAACAGACAUGAACCCGACAUUAAUUAUUCGAACCGAUCCGUUCUAAGAUCAUAAGGUUCUUAAACAGGUCCUAAACAUUCUAGCCAAAAUAAUUGGACCCGAGCCGAACCUUAAUCUCUAAAUACCCAGCUCUGAUUUAAUCAACAAUGAUAAUUUGAUAAAUUAGUUGAUCUGCAUUUUCUGCAUAUUUACUUGUUAUGUAUUAUCUAUUGAUUUGCAUAUUUUGAACAUCGUCACCCAUUCGAAGUCUUUAUGAUAUUGUCUAUUUCUAUAUUAUAUACGCAUCAUAUUAAAAGUAAUAGUUAAGAUCAUAGAUAAUUAAUUCAACUAGAAAGGACACUAACAAUUUUGUCAAAUGUCAUUGGUUCGAGUGAUUAUUGAGAAGAAACUAGUAUUACACAAUAUGGUUUUGGUCUUAUAAUAUUACAUAUUUGGGCCUCGAAUUUUCUGGGAUUCACAAAAAGAAAAAUAAAUUUAAGUGAAAGCUUUUUUAAUCAGUUAAUAAUAAGAUUUGGAUUCUGAUUUUAAGAAAUAUUAUAAAGUGAAAAGAUUGACGGAAUUAACCAAAAAACUUCAUUAAACCUAGAACAAAUGAGGAAGUUGAUAAAUAUACAACAUAUGAUGCAAGAUCUAGACUAGUAAAUAGCUAGAAUGUAGAAUUUCGUAUAUUUUGUUAUGUACGAUACUUACCAACCACUGAAACUAUCUGAAAAAAAAGACUCGAGCUUAAAGAGGACUCCACUUUACCAACCAUAAAGUAUAAACCCUUCGAUCAAUAAACGAAAUUACUAUGAAAUAAAUCAGUAUUACAUUAGUUCUGGAUCGACAAAUUCAUAAUGAAAUACAUGUAGAAAGUUUUUAGUUAGUUAUUUUUCUCUCUUCCUCAUUAGGGCCGUGCGACUUUUAUAGAUGCCCAAAGAGAAAAAUAAAAAAAAUAAAAUUAUUUAAAAGUAAUACAUCAAAAUUAAUAAAUAAUAUUUUGUUGACAAAAAUCAGGAUUGUUAUAUAACAAACAAUUAAAUAACUAAAUUUGCAAAGAUAGUUCUAAAAUAUAACAUUUUAUAUUCAUCCUAUAAAAUCUAUAAUUAAGAAAAAAUCAUUUUAAAUGGCCUCCAUAAUUAUUUUGUAUAGAUAAAAUAAUCAAGUGACUCAAUGUUUUUAAUUGAUAUAUUCAAGCAAACAUAAAUAGAUUACUAUACAAACUUAAAAUAAUUAUACAAUAAAUAGAAUUACAAAUUUGCGAUAAAUAUUGAGAAAUAAUAUAUUAUACUUAAAAGUGAUAACUACAAAAAAUACGAGAAGACAAUGUUGAUAACUUGUAAACUUCUAGUCAUGUUAGUUAUUUAUUAUUUGUCCCAUAUAAUAAAUUGAUUUAAAUACAACAGUAUAGUUAAUAGUAUGAAUACUAGCAUUGCAUAUGAUGACACAACUAAAUACUUGAUUUGAUGCAUUUUGAUGCGAUAAGCGAAAGUUUAUUUUCUUACUAGGCAUGCACGGGACCGUUCCUCUUCUAUAUGUCGAUGUCUAUGUAACACCUGAGUAAACAUGAAGUAGAUUAAUUAGCUUGAAUAGAUGAAGCGUUUUAAUUACCAUUAGAAGAAAAAAAAACAUUUUUCCCCACUAUCCCUUCAAGGCCAUUAUUUUUGCUUAAAGCUAAGUUAUAAUUAUGCUCUUUCCGCCAGAAACGGGUUUUUGUCUUGUUGAAAAUAAAGGAAUGAAGUGACUCAAAGCGUCUUCCUAAAGCUAAGAUAUUCUAUUUACUGCGUUAAGAAUACACUUUAUUCCAAUAUACAGUAUAUAACGCGAAAAUAGUUUGAAAAUUGGACGAGGGAACAAAAAAAUACUAAUUUCAUGUCCCUACUAUAUAUUACUAAAAUAUUAGCAUAUUAAAGUUGUUGUGCAAUCACCUACUUCAUACGAAAUUUUCCAUGAAAGUAUAUUUUAAAUGUAUUCGAAACAAUGAAAACAAAAUAAGAGAGAAAAUAAUUACAUGGUGAUGUGAUUGUAAGUUUGUAACUGUGGUUCGUGAAUAUAUGACAAGUUAAGUAUAAUAAGCAAGUCUAAUUCUGAAACCCUAGGCGACGAACACUGCAUGCCAAUAGUAGAAACAGUACGUACGAUCACGAGAUCAAACUUAUACGUACUUUUGUUUCUUAGGAUCCUUCCACUUGUAGGCACUAGCCCCUUGCCACGUGGUCCCCAUCCAUUAGCUUUAUGGGCCUCAUGAAGCCCGCGGGGCCUAUGUUCCCAUCCAUGCACAUGCUUCACAUUAGGCUUUAGCUAUGUUAGUGGGUAUAUUUUUAAAUACUAACUUUAAUACGCAUUUUGAAGUACAAAUAAACGUAUAAAAUAAUAGGCCUAUGUGCCUUUGUGGAAGAAACGGCCAAAGAAAAACGUUGUGGCCUCCACGAAGGUUGCAAAGACUCAUUGUCAUUUGCACGUGAUGACCACCUUCUCCCAGUGUCUUAUAAUAUGUGUGUAUUAUAUAGCUCGCAUGUAUAAAUAUACUUUAUAGAAUUCACAUAGUUAUAUAUUUGAGUGUAGGACCAUUCAUGAAUCUUUAGCACUAUACUCUAGUUUGAAGAAUGGGGAUAAUAUGAUAAAUAAGUCAGUUGGCCUAUUUCUAUUGAAUUUUCUAGUAGUACUCAGCGUCAAUAUUUAUUGAAUACCUGUAUGAAAUCCAUUGUGGGAUUAACUUCAGACGGCCCAAGUAUAGGCAUGUUAGUGGACACUACAUCCAAAUUGUUCUUUCCUAUGACUACCAUAUUGAUGGGCUUAACUUUAAAGCCCAUAAUACAUUGUAACUUUUUGAGUGAUACAAUUUAAAUUUAUGAUGUUGUCUCACUGGCUCCCUGAAGAUGAUUUUUGUCUCAGAAAAUCCAUCGAGGUUGAAGUUUUCACGAAACCCUAGUUUCCACUCUCUUUGUGUCUUCAUUUGUCUCUUGAUUUUAACUUCUACUACUUUAUGUUAUUUGUGUUUUUUGUAUCUCGCGUUCCUAUUACGAGUUGAUGUUACUGAAUCUUGAACUGAAACCCUAAAUUACUGCAGCGUUUAAACCUCUCACUCUUUCUCUAUAGGCAGUUGACAUGGUAGUUUGUGUCCCAAGUCAUCCAACUUUGGGUUUAUCAUAACUUUGAUUAGAUCGACUCUUACGAGUUUCUAAUGGUUUAUUUGCCGAUUACUAGACGUACUCCCAGGGCCGGUCCUCGACAAAGUCUAAUGAAACAUUGGACCUUAAAUUCCCAAAUUUUUAGAAAAAUGUUACAUUGAAAUAGGUUUCCAAAAAAAUAAUUUUAGACUCCCAAAUUUAUUAAAUUUCUUUUUUAGUUUAUAUAUUUAAUAAAUUGUCUAAGGUCCCGUAAAUCUCAGGGUCAAACCUUGCGUACUCCGUGUUUACCAUGGUCUAUGAUAGAAAUAUUCACUAUCUAAAUCCUUGAUUUGCAAACAUUAAUGGUUAGUUUAGUUUUCUUGCUACAAUAGAAUGUAGCCUCUCUACAGUCUCUAGCGAAAGGAGCAAUUCAAGAAGAAUUUCAAGAUCCUCUGUUUCAACAACCCAAUACAAUCUUCACUGAGACAACAUCAGUGUCACAUCAGCAAGUAGUUCACGAUCAAGAAGAGAUUUGCAUUGGUCGAGAGUCUUAGGGCAUCCACAGUGGAUGGUGUCUAAAGAAGUCUCUUGUCAGAUAAAUGAUAAACUAAGGGCAAAUUUUAUGAGAGAGGCAAGAAUUGGACAUAGACGUCUUUGGUACGAGAGACCACACAUAACUAUUUGAUAGAUUUUCUUACAGAUGUCUUUCUAUUAUUUUUUCUAAGUUUGUUUUGUAUUUUAAUUUAAUUAAAAGAUAACUUUAUAUCAUAAAUAUGUAUACCAGAGAUCGUGAUUCAGCUCUCACCGAUGCGGAUCCUCUUAUAUACUUGAAAAGCAAAUCAGAGGAAUAUUGUAAUAAAUCUAUAUCACUGCCUGUAUUGAAUCCACUUCCAGAAAUCAUUAAAAUUAUAUUAGAAUCUCUUUAUAAGAUAGUUUGUUAAGACCCUAUAUAUUAAUGUUGAUAUUUAUACUAAUCUAAAUAAUACUCUCUUUUCCAAAAGUAAGUUUUUAAGAUUUUAUUCUUUUUUCCCAAAAAAUAGAUUUUCUAUAUUUCAAAAGAAUUUCUAUAUUUAAACAAAAGAUUAACUGAAAUAUUUAAAUUAAGUAAAUAAUAUUGAUCAAUAGUUAUUAGAAAUGAUAUAAUAAAAAUAAAUAAUAAAUUUAAUUGUAAUAUUUAUUAUAUUUUAAUAUACAUAAAUACUUUAGAAAACAAUUUCGAGAACAAAGGAAAGAAAUCACAAAAGACGAAUCUAGAGUUUUUUUUAGAACAAGGUGGAUCUAAAGUUGUGAGAAAAAGAAAUCAUAUAAACAUAUAAUGUGUUUUAAUCAUGGAAAAUUACCACCAAUAACAUAUUCAUAGUACCACUUUUCAUGUUUAUACUAAUCAAUUUUACCCUCACUUUUAAUGAAGGAUAAAAAACACUUGUACUCCUAGGGUUAACUAAUCUGAACUUAGGGUUUAGAGUUGAGGGGUGGGGUAUGAUUUUUUGAAUGUGAAAUUUAGGAUUCUAAUAAAUAAAUACAAAAAAAUAUUAAAUUUUUUUAAAAAAAAUUGUUUCAAACAUAAUUUUCGAUUUUCAAAAAAAAAUUGAAAAAAUAAAAAAAAACAAUUUUGAGAAAAAAUCAAAAAGAAAAAAAAUUAUAAAAAAGUUCGAAUUUGAAAACGUAUAAUUGGAAAAAUUUAAAAUUUAAAAUUUGUUUAUUUAUUUAAAUAAUGAUUUAUUAUAUAUAUACAACAAGGGUAUAAAAGUUUUUUGCUACUUGAUGAAUAAUGUAUUUUUAAAAAUGUAUCUUUGGUGGUGGUAAAGAUGAAAAGUGGUACCAUGAAAAUGGUGAACAUAAAAUUUCUUCUUUAAUUAUUUACGUAAAGAAAGAUCCGCCACCACCAGUCAACUUGGUUGGUAGCGCUUCACACCCGCCAUCAUUGGCCACUUCCGAUACAAAGUUCUUCGAUGGCUUCAAUCAUAACUUUCCAAAACAAAGAUAACACAAUAACAUUGCAAACAUAUAACAAGAUGAUUGAUAUGCAGCUAUCUAACAUAUACAUGGUAUUGUAGAUAAGUUUCGUUUUUGUUACAUUUGGAAGUGUCUUAAAUUUUGUUAUCCAGGUUGACAUUUGGAAGUUGCGGUUUUGAGGGGGAGGGGUUGGGUAAGAUUUUUUGAAUGUGAAAUUUAGGAUUCUAAUAAAAAAAAUUUUAAAAAAAUUUUAAAAAUAGUUUCAAAAAUAAUUUUCGAUUUUCAAAAAAAAAUUGAAAAAAUAAAAAAAACAAUUUCGAAAAAUUUUAUAAAAAAAGUUAGAACUUGAAAAAGUAUAAUUCGAAAAAUUUAAAAUUUAAAUUUUAUUUAUUUAUUUAAAUAAUGAUUUAUUAUGUAUAUAUAGAUAACAAGGGUAUAAAAGUCUUUUGUCACUUAAUGAAGAAUGUAUUUUUGAAAAUGUCCAUUUGGUGGUGGUAAAGAUGAAAAGUGGUACCAUGAAAGUUAUUUAUCCACAUAAUAACAUACAUACCCUAAACAAAUUUUUGCUUCAAUACAUUUUGCUUUUAAGUUCUUUUUUGAGUUUGGUUCAUGAUAUCUUGCGUAUUUACAUUGUUUUAUCUAUUCAUUCUUGUACAUUUUGAUCAUUUAGUAUAAUAUUUAUACAUGUUUAGGUUGUAGUGCAUUACAUAUGUCCUUAUCUAGUGAUGAAGAUGUCAAAUGGUGACUUUGGAGAUGGUUUGGAGGCAAGAUUGGUGAUUCUCGAGAUUGAGACGAGAUGACCAAGUGACCCUGCGGCCUGAUGACCUCGCAGCCUUGGGACCUCGUCGAGAAACCGCUGCAUCCGUUCAAGAAUGAAAAACCAAAGUAUGGGAGCGGCCUUGCGCAGCGGAGUGUUGAAGCCGCUGGUAAAAUGCACAUGCCCCUGUCGAAUACCGGGAUGACGCAGCGGCCAGAUGACGAUGCCAGGAAACCGCUGUGAGCGUCCCAGCAACCUAGUGGAGCGCUUUCGCGAAGCCGCUGCGAGUCCAAAAAGUCAACAAUUCGGGAUUUAACCAGAUGUUAACCCAUUUGUGUUUGGGUCAAUCCGAUUUGUCGGGUUGACCUCGUUCGAUUUUAGAUUGCCAUAAAUACUUUUUAGACCUAUUCUUAGGGAUUAUCCUUUUUUUUUUAUCUAAACACAAACCUAUUUUGGUGAAAGAUUCAAUCUUUAACUUUUUUUCAUCUUUAUAUAUUGUGUUUAUUGGAUUAUCUUGAUCACUAAUCAUGAUUAACUUUCAAUCAUCAUUGAUUCUUGGUUUUAUCAUGUCUAUUAGUGAGUAGUUACCUUUUGUAUCCAUGGUUUACGUAGAUCUAGAGUGAUUAAUGAAGAUUUGAGGUGUUUAAUGAUUAGAUCUCUAUGUUUCCAUGCAUAUUAAGUGUCCUUAAUGCUUGAUUUGACUUGAUCACUCUCAUCUUGAUAAUAAGCUAUUUUAUACCUAGAAGGUGUUUGUUAAAAUGUUUGACUGAACUUAAUAUUACUCUAAUUUGAAUAACCAAAGGGAUUUGAUGUUAGGAUUGCUAGAUGGUUAGUAGACAUGAAUAUAAUGCAUGCUUAAAUGAUUUAAACCAAUGGAAUUGAUGUUUAGUUCAUGAUUGCAUAUGGAUCUUUACCUUGGAAAAUGAUUGAUCAUUAUUAGUGUUCUAGACCUAUAGAAACUUGUGAUUGCUUAAAGUUAACACAUUGACUUGGAUUUAAUUACCUUGGGUCAAUUGCCUUAACCCAUGGAUUCUACUUUAUCAAUUGAUUGCAAAAGCUAGUCAUUGUCUUGUUUGCUUGAAGCUCGUCACUUAUCAACUUAAAUCCACUGUAUACAUUUAAAUUGAAUUGUAUGGCUUGCAUUUUUAGUGAUUGAAAUUACCUUGAAAUUGGAUUGACCCUAAAGUAUUACAACUACUUAGGAUUAAACUUAUUCCAUAUCAGUUCGCGCUUGUUUAUAACAAUUUUCAUACUCUGUUUGAUCUUAUAGUCUAUGACUGCGUGCGGAGCCGGUCCUAAUAAUUAUGAGGUUAGAAACAUAUACAAAAUUGUGGUCUAUAUAUUAGUUGUAUUUAAGAUUUCUAAAGAGAAUCGAACACGCAACAUUUAGUUUUUGUAACAUAAACCAAAACCAGUACUUUUACUAAAAACGCUAGUCAAAAGGGCCGCUAAAAUAGUUUAUCUCUGGUAGCCAGAAGCACAAACUUCUUUAGCUUUCUUCUAGGGCAAGUUCCGACUGCGUAAAUUUUCCUUACUAGAUUUUAAAUAAACAAGAGACCUUCGACCCAAAAAAAACAAGAAACCAAUCGGCUAAAACAAAUGUAGCUUAGCAUUUUUUUCCCUUCAAAUAUUGGUGUUAGAUCUGAUGCUCUGAGGGGACAUUCAUGGAAAACAGCGUAGUGUUAUCUCCCAUUAAAACUUAUUAGAUGAUUUGAACAAUGCACAUGCACGGUUUCUAAAAAUAUAUUGUUAUGGUUAAAUGUAUUCGUUGUUUGAUAUUUUUAUAGUGUACACAUGUGAUUUAAAAUGUUAUUGAAAGAAUAUAAAUUAUGUUAGGAGGUUUGUAUCCCUAGAACAACAAUCGCUUCGUUUAGUAUCAAUUACAAUAGAAACUCUAAAAAUUAAUAUAUGAUAAAUUGAUAAAUACUAUAAAUUAAUACAUUUUACUGGUUUUGAGUUGGGCCGAUGCAAAUCAGACACAAUUCGAUUAUAUAAUAAUUUUUUGAAAAAUCAUAUGUAAAAAUAUGGUUCCAAUAAAAACAUAAAUUAAGAAUUUAUGUAUAUAAAACUUAUAUAAAUAUAUUUUAUAGUUUGAUUUUGUUCACAUUAAAGUUUACCUAUAGUUUUUCAGAAUAUUUUCAAUAUAUUAUUAUUUUGUCUUUUUUUACUUAAAAUACAUUCACAUAUAUGGUACAUACUUUCUAUACUCCAAAUAAGCGAAUAAAAAACAACAUAAAUUUGUAUUAUAAAAUUUUGUCAAUACACAUAUCAUAAAACUAAGCUUUUUUUUUAUUUUUUACAUAAAACAUAUAUAUAUAUAUAUAUUUAAAUAUAUAGAUAUAAAAAUAAAAUAUUCUAUUAAUUAAAAACUCUAUAAAUUGAUAAAAUAUCAAAAUAUCAAAAUUAUUAAUUUACAGAGUUUUUACUGUAGUAGUUAUAAGAUGAUAAAUUAAAAGUAUCAAAAUCUACAUACAGAUCUACAUAGUGAGAUAAUGAAAGGAGAGACUUACGGAAUGAGACACUUUUUUUUCUUUUUUUACUUCAUUAGACACAUCUCACUUGAGGGACACUUCUUCCUCUCCCUUCCUAUGUGUUUUGACUCAUAUACCCUUUUGCUUUGGUUAGUGAUGAAUUAAUUUUAUUAUAUAAAAUUACUGUCAGCUUUGUGGGGACCAAAAGAGGAGCAACGUGUUUCCUUAAAAGAGUGAGUGUAUAUACUUUGACUCUUUUUAUAUGUAGCAAAAGAGUAUUUUAUACUAAAAGUAACUUUUUAAAUUUCCCACCAUAUUAUAUGUGUCAUUAUUUUAUAUUAUACUGUAUAAAUAAAUAUAUAAAAACAUAAAAUAAAUUAUUAAAAAUUUUCUUUAUAUUUUGAUAUCCAUAUGUAUAUAUAUGUAUUUUAAUAUUUAUCAAAAUUAAAUUUAAAUUACAUACUGUCUAUUUUGAUACUUGUGGACACACUUUUGUGGAUACAUUGUUGAUGGACACAUUUAAAAUAGUCAUUGACAUGUAUUUGUGGAUAGCUUUUUGGUAUUUUGUAGAUACAUUUUUGAUGGAUAAAUUCAAAAUAUCCACUGAAUGGCAAAGACAUUUAGUGUACAAAAUUUUAUGGACAAGAUUUUAUGGACAAAAAUCUCAAUCUUACAAAUUUUAUGUAUAAAAUUUUGUGGACAAGAUUUUUGUGGACAAAGUUUGUAGACAAAUCAUACAAAGUUCAAAGAACCAGUCCCUGAUUCGACGCCUUUAAAAGAGACCUUAACAAAUUGAUAGAAGCUUGUAAGACUUAAUGACUGCUUCAAGCUGAGCCUGAAGAUGUUCCAGCAUGUAAAGUCCAAACAUAUUUAAAGCAUAUCCUAAAUCCAAUUAACCAAACAAAGAUAGCAUGUUCAAUAAACAGAUGAAGCCAAUUUUAUUAAUCAUGAGGAAGGGUUUAUAAUCAACAAGCAAGAGCUUACAUCAUCCGUAAAAUCUCUAAUAGACACAUCAGAAAACAUAAUCACAAAACAUAAUAGGCACGAGAGCUUGUCAUCGUCUUUUCCACAACGGAGGUGGGACCUGCUCGUCGUCGCGUCCUCUCCAUACCGGAUCUCGAAUCUGUUGGCCGUCCUGUCGUCCUCUCCACAACGGAAGUCGGACCUGAUUGCCGUCGCGUUGUCCUGUCCAUACCGGAGCUCUCGGAUCUGCUCGUCAGCUCUCAUGUCCACAAAAUCUCAGAGAUUCGAUUCAAUUGAAAAAGUACAACACAAACAAUUAAAAAAAGAAAAAAAUAUAAAAAAAGUUAGGGGUUUCAAGGAGAAAGGUAUUGAAAUCGGGCGACGGAGAAUGAAGGAGAAAGGUGAUGAGAUAUGAAGAGAUAGAUACGAGAUUAUAUAGUCACAACCGCUGUGAGCCUUCUGGAUUUAUGGUGUUUUACAGAGAAAUUGAAGACGAAGAAGAAAAGAUUUAGCAAAAUUAUGGUUAGUAAACGAAGGGGCUGGGAAAUUGGGAAAAUUAGAUCUGAAUUUCAAAAAGUAAAGCCAGAGAGAGAAUAAAUGAUGGUUUCCGAAAACUCAAAAAUAAAGAAACUGAUUUGUUGAACUAUUUUUAAAAAUAUGGAAAGUGACAGCUUAGUUAGUGAGGAGAGAGUUUAGUUAGUUUGAGGGCAUGUAGGACAUUACACAAUAAAGAAGUGUGCCUCCAGCAAUAAGUGUCCUUUUGUGUAAAUUGAAAGACAAAAAGUGUCUUAGAGAGUAAAAAAAUCUAAUGAAAGUUACAACUUUGCCAUAUAACAUUUUAGCUUUUUUGGAAGGGAAUUUGCACUACAUAACCUAAAAAAUUAUUUCAAUUAGGUAUAUGGAAAUCUACUGUACAUCUUUCAUAAAUCCCAUAUGUAUCCCUAUAAAAUAGAAGUCAACUAAAUAACAAAUAGCCAUUUAGGUUUUUGCAGCAAUAUAUGUUAUGAUUUGUUGUCUCCUUUCACAUACAUUUUUGUCAAGGGCCUGCAAUUUCAAUGAUUUAGAUGUCGAAAGGUUCCAUCUUUGUAUCCCAGUAAGGCUUCCUUUCCACUGUCAUGAUAGCAUAAGUUUCCAUAUUUGCCUCCAUCGUCGUGUUUCCGUCCGCCUAUUCCUUCACCGUUGCCGCUGUCGUGUUCCCAUAAAACGUACAUGAAAUCCAAAUUCUAACUGGUCUUAUUUGUCAGGCUCUCAUCUGUAAAGUCUAGAGUUUAUUUAUUGCCAGAUUCAGAUUGAUCGUUGUGUUUUAUGCUGAAUUUUUAUGACAACUUGUUUCUUUUGGUUGAAAGCUUGUGCCUUUAUUGUAGUGGGUUUUACUUUGUAUUAACACUUUGUGACUGGCAUCUGUUAUGUCACAUCUGUUAUCUUUCGAGCCAGAGAAGGAAGUUCUAGCUCUCUUUUGCUCUUGUGAGUUCUAUUACCGACAAUUGCAAUUUUUAUCCCGCCAUAAUACCGGAUUCAACACAUAUACAUAAAGCCCACAGUAAAAUUUCUUGCGUUUAUGCUCCUCUAAAAAUAUCAACACAGUCUACCGAUUGAUUUAGUUUCUAACAUUUUCUUUUGCCUCAAAUAUUUUGCAAAUCUGGUUUUACAUAGAGAAUAGCUCUGCACCUCAAACGUACAGGAUAGAAUGGUCACUACACUCUCAACAAAUAACCACAUUUGCAAAUACUUUUGAAAUCUGUAUGAUUACCUAAUUACCGUCUACGUUUUGGUUAUUCACCUAAAUGAGCCUUUCUGAAAAGCACAUCAGAUUAAAAAAAUUCAGAUUUGAAAGUUACACAUUUCCUAUAGCAAAGUUCAUACAAUUCUUUUCCAAAAGAUAUUGAACUCAUGACCUCUUCCAUCUUUAAUAUUUAAUCUAAGAAUUUCAACAAAUACGCCCACUCCUUAUUGACCCAUUAAAUAAGGGGAAUUUUCAUUCUUACCACCUUGUUGGUACAUUUCUUCAUGUUUACAAUCAUUAAAGAGAUAUUUUCAAAAAUAUAUUCUUCAUUAAUAGACAAAAUAUUCAUAUAGCCUUACUCUAUAUAUAUAUAAUAAAUAAUUAUUUAAAUAACUGAAAAUUUGAAAACUAAUUUUUGUAUGUUUUCGAAUUAUCCAUUUUCAAAUUUGAAUUUUUUUAUUAUUUUUUUUAUUUUUUUUCUAUUUGUUUUUCACAUUUUCUUUUUGAAAUUCGAAAACUAUUUUAAAAAAAUUUAAGUAUUUAUUUAUAUAUUUAUUAGAACCCUAAACUCCACCUUCCAAAAACUCUAUCCUACCUUUCAACUAUAAACCAAUCUAGAUUAGUUAAUCAUAGAGUUAUAAAUUUAUUUUUCUCAAUUAAAAAAUGAGGGUAAAAGUAUUUAAAUUUAAUACUUAUUUUUAUAUAGUAUGGACUCUUUUUUUUUGACGUCGAACAGCCAUUCUAUUACUCAAACUUGAGGUGGUCUGGGUAACCAGACCGGAAUAGAACAACCAAUGAAAAAUAACUUCCUACGGAAAGUCCUAGCAGUCUUAGCUAAAAAGUCCAAAAAUUGAUUGCGUACUCGUGGAACAUGGGUGAUCUUGAAGUCCGGGAAACAAAUAUGCAGCGUCUCUAUCUUUUCCAAUUCUGCCGCGAAGCUUGGUCACUUCUGGGGUUCAUUUACCAUUGCAAUCAGCUCCUUGCAGUCUGUUCCAAAGCUCUGGCAUGGCGAGUGUCGAAGCACAAUCUCCAUCGCCCAGCAGUGCUUCUACCUCUUAAUGCAAUGCUAAUUCAUAUCGAGUGAAAUUCCGUGUACCCAUAAGUUGUAUGUUCUCUCCACUAUCCAUCCAAGCCCAUCCACAUCUACUAAAGCGAUCAGAAGCUGUCCAAGAUCCAUCCAGUAGGCAAAUAUUAUCCAAGUUUAAGACUUGGGUUUCCUCACUAUUGCUGGCUUGUACUACCAAUGGUAACGUCUCAUUUGCACUAAACCGGACUUGACAUUCACUUUCUGCGUAUCGUAGUAGUUCUAAAGAAUCUCUGUCUAUUCCCCUGAAGAGUUUAUCAUUACGAGUCUUCCAAAUAUACCAUAUUAUCGAGGGAUAAGGAUCUCUGUCUUGGUCUGGGUCUAUGAUAUUAUUCUUCCUCCAAAGUAGAUAGUCCAUAUUUGUAUAGACGCUUGACAUUGGAAAUGUACCUUGGCUUGUAAGAGUUACCGAUAAGGACCAUACUUGUAGAGCAGGAUGGCAAUCGAAUAUAGCAUGAGUUACAUAUUUCUCUGCUUCCCCAUACCUAGGACAGUAAUUAUCACACCUUAUAUUCCGCUUUACUAGAUUUCUCGUUACUGCCACCUGACCCGUUAUCAAUUGUCAUAUAAGAUGACACAUCUUUUUUGGCGUUUUUAACUUCCAAGCAAAGGCUUGAAGUUUAAUGAUACUUGGUUCCAGUAUUUCUUUUUCCUCAUCUGGCUUCAACAGAUUUUAAGCAAUCCAGUAUCCAAAUUUAACUGUGUAUUAACCAUUCUUCGUGUAGUUGCAGCAGAAAGUAUUAUGACGAUGAGUAGAGCUUAUGGCCAUACUUCGAACGAGUGGUAUGUCAUCAGGAUGGACUCUUUCUUUUUAUAUUAGGUCCUUUAUUACUUCAUAUUCUCUCUCCUUUUAUCACAGAACUAACAAAACUUCACAUCUUCUGUUCUCUCCUUCUACGCUCUCUCUUCAUCUCUUUCUCUCUUCUUAAUCGAUUCGAUUGAUGAAGAUCAGGUGCGACGUCUGCGACAAAGAAGAAGCGUUGGUGUUUUGCACCGCCGACGAAGCGUCUCUAUGCGGCGGCUGCGACCACCGAGUCCACCACGCUAACAAACUCGCUUCCAAACAUCUCCGUUUCUCUCUCCUCAAUCCUUCUCCUUCCAACAACUCAUCUCCUAUCUGUGACAUCUGUCAGGAGAAAAAAGCUCUGUUGUUUUGUCAAGAAGAUAGGGCUAUUUUAUGCAAAGAUUGUGAUUCAUCGAUCCACUCCGCCAACGAACACGUCAAGAAACACGAUAGGUUUCUUCUCACAGGGGUUAAGCUCUCUGCAACAUCCUCUGUGUAUAAACCUACUUCAGAAUCUUUUUCAAGCAGUCAAGAUUGUUAUGUCCCUGGACCCCGUUCUUCCAAGAAACCUCUCUCAGCUUCUCAGAGCAACAGCUCUAAGAUCCAACUUACUUCGAAGAUAGUAGGUGAUGCGGCAGUGAAUCAGUUGGGAUCCACAAGCACGAUUUCAGAGUAUUUGAUGGAUACGUUACCUGGUUGGCACGUUGAGGACUUUCUUGAUUCCUCUCUUCCUCCUUUUGGUUUCUCUAAGAGUGGUGGUGAUGAUGGAGUGUCACUUCAAUCUAAGAAUAUGGGGAUUUGGGUCCCUCAGAUUCCACAAACUCUUCCUUCUUCAUACACAAAUAAGUACUUUUCUCAGGACAACAACAAUAAUCAGAUUGGGAUGUACAACAACAAAGAAACAUCACCAGAAGUGCAGAUGUAUGCUCCAAUACAAAACAUGAAACAACAAGGACAGAACAAGAGAUGGUAUGAUGAUGGUGGCUUCACUGUCCCACAGAUUACCACUUCUUCUAGUCAUCCUACUCCUCUUCCUUCUAACAAAAGGUCCAGAUUUUUCUGGUAACUGACAUGUGGUCUUUGUUUGUUUGUUUCCCUUUUGAUCUUCUUGAUUUUUAGGGGUUUCGUUGUCUUUUGUAAAUUUUGAGUGUGAUUAAUGUUGCUGUUUUAAUCUUUAUAAUAAUCCUAUGUGUUCUCUUGUGUUUUAUGCAAAUGUUUUUUUUGUCCUAAUAAGUUUUCAUGUAAAAGUUUCCAUGACUUAUUUUGUGAAUCAUGGAGCUAGACAUUUUUGUGUUGAAGCAAGACUUCAGUGAAAGAAAUUAGCUAUUUUUAAUUAUAUAUUA